AUGCAUUUCUCAAUAUUUACUGGCGUUUUGCUCAGCAUCGCGUCUCAUGUAACAGCCAUUGGACAGAAGCAGAUCAUUUCAUUCGAAUCCACCGAUGGCUGCCUCACUCUUGCCAACGGUGGCUCCUCUCCAACCGUCAUCCUAGAUGGCGCCGACUGGGAGGGCGUCAUCAGAGCUGGCCGCGACCUCGCUGCCGACUUUGGCAGGGUCACGGGACAAAAUGGCACCGUCAUGCUGAUGAACGGCACUGGAGUUGCCGCUACGAAUAUGAGCUCAGUGAUCAUUGUUGGCACAAUUGGCAACUCCAGUCUGAUUGAUGGGAUGGCGAAGUCGGGCAAGAUUUCAACCGGAAAGACUGAAGGACAAUGGGAGGCUUUCCAAUCGCAAGUCGUAUCAAACCCUAUGCCCGGCAUCAACAGAGCGCUGGUCAUUGCUGGCGCAGACAAGCGCGGGUCCAUCUACGGCAUCUACGACGUCUCGGAGCAGAUUGGCGUCUCGCCAUGGUACUACUACGCAGAUGUGCCAGCGAAGCAGCACUCCUCGAUCUACGCUCUGGACACCCCCAAACACCAAACCUCACCAUCGGUCAAGUACCGCGGCUUCUUCAUAAACGACGAGCAGCCCGCCCUCACCAACUGGGUCAACGAGAACUUCGAAAUGGGCGAGUACGGACCUGGCUUCAACCACAAGAUGUACGCACCCAUCUUCGAGCUGCUUCUCCGACUUCGAGCGAACUACAUCUGGCCUGCGGAAUGGAACAGUAUGCUCGCAGUCGACGACCCGCGCACACCUCCGGAAGCCGACAUGUACGGCAUCGUGAUGGGAACCAGCCACACCGAGCCGCUGAUGCGCUGGACGAAGGAGCAGAGCUUGUUUUUGAACGGGACAUGGGCGUGGGCUACGAAUGAGAAGAACGUCACCGAGUUCAUGCGCGAGGGCGCCGAGCGCUCCAGCCCCUACGAGAACAUGUAUACCAUGGGCAUGCGUGGGCUCGGAGAUACCGCAUCGCCUACCCUGGACGCUGAUUCGCUGGAGGAUAUUAUUGGUGUGCAGCAGGACAUUCUGCGCGAUACCUUCGAUACUCAGGAUAUUUCGGAUAUCCCGCAGAUGUGGUGCUUGUACAAGGAGGUUGGUGGGUACUUUGAGCAGGGCAUGGACGUGCCGGAAGAUAUCACGCUACUCUGGGCUGAUGACAACUGGGGCAAUAACCAGCGGCUUCCGCUGGCCAACGAGACGGACCGUGCUGCAGGGGCGGGCGUGUACUACCACUUUGAUUAUGUUGGGGACCCACGGGAUUACAAGUGGAUCAACACUAUCAAUAUCGCGAAGACUUAUGAGCAGAUGCAUCUCUCGUACGAGCGUCAGGCGAGGACGAUUUGGGUUGUCAAUGUUGGUGACCUAAAGCCUCUUGAAGUCCCAAUCAGCCACUUCUUCGACCUCGCCUACGACGAGCCAUCCAUGUCCUCUCCAGACAGCACGAUGAAGUGGCUUCGCGCAUGGGCUGCCCGUGAAUUCGGCGAGAAUGUCGCAGACGCCACCGCCUCAGUGAUGAACACCUACGGAAUGCUUGCCGCCCGCCGCAAGUACGAACUGCUGGAUCCAUUCGUCUACAGUAACACCAACUACAACGAGUCGGGCCGCGUGCUCGGGGAGUGGCAGUCUCUUGUCAACUCCGCGCAAGCUAUUUACAACCAGCUCGACACCGCCACGCAGGCCGCUUUCUUCGAGCUGGUGCUGCAUCCGUGCAUGGCUGGCAACAUUGUUCACCAGAUCUACCUCAAUGCGGGCAUGCAGAACACGUAUGCGUACGAGUGGCGGCAGUCUGCGAAUACCUUGGCGCAGCAGGUGCUGGAUUCUUUCAAUGCGGAUGCUGCGUUGACGAAGCGGUAUCAUUCGCUGCUUAAUGGGAAAUGGAAUCACAUCCUCGAUCAAACGCAUCUUGGCUACAACUGGUGGCAACAACCAAUGCGCAACGUCGCCCCGGCGUUGGAGUGGGUCCAGGCUUCUGAGGUCUCGCUUGGAGGUCCAUUGGGUGUUACGGCAGAAGGCUCGAAUGGGUCUGCGCCUGGAGACAGCAUCUACAACGCCGGCUUGGGUAAUUGGGUCCAGACCAUGCCUCCAAUCGACCCCUACGGCCCUUCGUCUCGCUACCUCGACGUCUACAUGCGCGGCCCAGGGUCCACAGAUUUCAUGAUCUCAGCGGACCAGCCAUGGGUAACGGCAUCCCCAUCGUCAGGCACCCUCGGCGCCAACGGCAGCCUGGACAUGCGUGUGCUCUUCUCCGUCGACUGGUCCUCGGCUCCCGCUGGCCAAACCACUGUCAACAUCAACAUUACCAACAGCGCUGAAGACUAUGGCAGCGUCAGCAUGCCCACUGCGGUGCUUCCCGUCAACAAGACCAGCGUCCCAGACUCCUUCUCCGGCUUCGUCGAGAGCGACGCCACCAUCAGCAUGGAAGCCGAGCACACCACCUCCAACACCUCCGCAGACGGCGUCUCAUACGGCAUCAUCCCCGGCUACGGCCGUACGCUGUCUGGCGUCACACUCUUCCCCGUCACCGCCUCUUCGCAGAGCGCACCCAACGGCCCCAAGCUGACCUACGAUUUCUACGCCUUCACCCACGCCCCGGACGCCAACGCCACCGUCAUGAUGGGCACGAGCCUGAACACCAACCCCGAUCGUCCUGGCCGCUACGCCAUCGCGCUCGACGACGAAGAGCCAAAGGAGGUCCAGCCGGUGCCGGACUUCACUCUUGGUGCGCUGCCGGAGAUGUGGUAUACGGGUGUUGCGAACGCGGUGUUCACGAAUACGACGAGGAUGAAUAUCAAGCCGGGGAAGCAUAGCUUGAACUUGUGGGCACUGGAGCCGGGAGUGGUGUUCCAGAAGAUCGUGGUUGAUUUGGGAGGGGUGAGGGAGAGUUAUUUGGGCCCGCCGGAGAGUAUGAUGGUGUAG
Messenger RNA from Saxophila tyrrhenica, 2952 nucleotides. RefSeq lists its product as uncharacterized. The transcript is spliced from 9 exons. The coding region runs from base 1 to 2952 and encodes 983 amino acids. The record is from RefSeq and is a predicted model, not a curated record. NCBI's taxonomy places the organism in Eukaryota, Fungi, Ascomycota, Dothideomycetes, Mycosphaerellales, Extremaceae.